Setaria italica (foxtail millet) is the source of this 742-nucleotide messenger RNA. RefSeq names its product putative phosphatidylglycerol/phosphatidylinositol transfer protein DDB_G0278295. The coding region runs from base 84 to 548 and encodes 154 amino acids. Gene Ontology annotation, biological process: intracellular sterol transport. Gene Ontology annotation, molecular function: sterol binding. The record is from RefSeq and is a predicted model, not a curated record. The transcript has 4 exons. NCBI's taxonomy places the organism in Eukaryota, Viridiplantae, Streptophyta, Magnoliopsida, Poales, Poaceae.
AAUCCCACCCCGAGAAUCUCUCCGCCUCACAAACGAGUCCUCCCACCGCACGCAAGCCACGAGCAGAGAGUCCACGAGUCGCCAUGGCGAGCAAGCAGAGCCUCCGCCUCGUCCUCGCCGCCGUCGCCGUCGCCGCCUGCCUCCUCCUCCUCCCCGCCGCCUCGGCCGCCACCUCCGUCGAGUACUGCAAUAAGGGGAAGAAGUACCCGGUGAAGGUGAGCGGGGUGGAGAUCGUGCCCGAUCCGGUCCAGCCCGGCCAGCCCGCCACCUUCAAAAUCUCCGCUUCCACUGAUAAAACCAUCAAGACGGGGAAGCUGCAAAUUGAUGUCAAGUAUUUCUUCUUCUCCGUGCACUCGGAAACUCGCGACAUCUGUGGAGAGACUACCUGUCCAGCAACUGGCAACUUCGUGCUCUCUCACGGGCAGACAUUACCGAGUUUCACUCCACCGGGUUCUUACACCAUCACCAUGAAGAUGCUGGGGGACAACAACGAGGAACUGAGCUGCAUCUCGUUUGGGUUCAGCAUCGGGUGGGUUGCUUCCAGCUGAAUGGAUGCAUCUGAGGCGAGCACCGGAAAUACCCAAUGGAUGUAAUUAUGAACCACACUGUAUCCUAUGACUCCCAGUAGUGCUGAGGUCUUAUGUACGCUUCGAGGGUGUCGCGAGACUUACUGUUCAACUAAGACGUUUUUUAUCCAGAGUUGAACGUCACAAUAAAGCAAAAUCUGGUUAUCAUGAAACGA